CUGCGCGAGAUCCGGCGCUACCAGAAGUCCACCGAGCUGCUGAUCCGCAAGCUGCCGUUCCAGCGGCUGGUGCGCGAGAUCGCGCAGGACUUUAAGACCGACCUGCGCUUCCAGAGCUCGGCCGUGAUGGCGCUGCAGGAGGCGUGCGAGUCGUACCUGGUGGGGCUGUUCGAGGACACCAACCUGUGCGCCAUCCACGCCAAGCGCGUCACCAUCAUGCCCAAGGACAUCCAGCUGGCGCGCCGCAUCCGCGGGGAGCGCGCCUAAAGGCGCGGCACGCGCACGCCUGACCCCAAAGGCUCUUUUCAGAGCCACCACCUGGUCCCAAAGAGCGCUGUACACGGCCUGCCAGGGCGACAUGGGCGGGCAGCUCCCGACGGGGGGAGGACCCCUAACAAGCGCCUUGGCUGCCCUCGGGGGUGAGGCUCCCCGAAAGCCCACAGGACUGCCGCGGUGGUGCCCCAAGGGCUCCCCCUGACAGUGGUCAGGGCCUCGGUUGCCCCCACGCUAGGGUGGCGACUGCCACAAGGGAAGCGAGGCCCCCGCACGUGGUGCUGCAGCGACAGCCGUCCCCCAGGGCAGAGGCGGGCUCUCCUGAUCCCAGUCAGGCUCCGUCCAGCUGGACAGGCCAGCGGGCCCAGGCUCCCCUCAGGAUGCAGGUUCAAGGUGACGGCCCUAGGGGCCCAGCUCCGUCCCCAGGGCCUGUCCUCACCUCCACAGCGGCGCCCCCGCUCUGCCUGCCGGGCGUGGUGUGCGGGAGCCCGAGGGUCCCAGGCCAUGGGAGGGGCCGCCUGCAUCUCCCAGGCGGGACAGGGCGCGGCCGGCGGGAGGAGACGACAGCUGCCCCUGCCUGCAGUGGGGGCGCCUCGCGGCCGCGGCCCCAGCCGCUCGAGCCCGUGCAGGCUGUUGAGUGUCCGCGCACGAAGCCGGGCCGUCUGCAGCGUCAAAGGGGAGGCAAGUGAGGAGGGACGAGGUGCCCUCGCACGGUCUGACCGGGACAAGGCAGCUGCGGAGUCGUGCCCGUCGCGCCACUGUUGGGGUGAAGGCGACUGUCCGGCGGCCGCAUUACAGCUCCCCGCCACCCCUCACCUGCAGCCCGACAGGCGGGUGCUUUAGGGGCUCAGGGGCUUGUGGCGUCACCUCUCGCCGCACCGUCCUUCAAGUUCCAGAGAACCCAGCCUCUCCGGGGCCGCCCUGUGCCGCCACCUCCGCGUGACCCUCUCCGUUUCGCUCCGCGGCGGGCGCCUGGCGCUGUGACCACCCGCCGUCGCUCCUCGCAGUGCAGCGAGCUACCGACAUCAGUCAGGGCAGGACGCCUCCGCCCUCGUGCUGCCUGGCCCCACCGCGUCGUGAGCGGCUCGGGAGCCGAACCCCAGGCUGCGCGCUCCAGCCUUGAAACCCCUGCGUGGACACUUGUGGGGCAGCGCCUCUGCCCCGGGCAGGUCGGAGCUUGCCAAGGAGGCGGCCCGCCGCCUGACCCUCCCUCUCGGCCUCCGGUGCCUGACCGACCCCCCCCAGCUCCGCUCUGUCCACUGCCCCGUCCACUGCCCCCAUCCUUGAGUGCAG
Molecule: messenger RNA, 1566 nt
Organism: Condylura cristata (star-nosed mole)
Lineage: Eukaryota; Metazoa; Chordata; Mammalia; Eulipotyphla; Talpidae
Gene: H3-4
Product: histone H3.1
Exons: 1
Cellular component (GO): nucleosome
Molecular function (GO): DNA binding; structural constituent of chromatin; protein heterodimerization activity
Source: RefSeq, a predicted model, not a curated record